This is a messenger RNA of Phragmites australis (common reed), 1266 nucleotides long. RefSeq lists its product as uncharacterized. The transcript is spliced from 4 exons. Bases 1 to 1266 code for a protein of 421 amino acids. The record is from RefSeq and is a predicted model, not a curated record. Lineage: Eukaryota; Viridiplantae; Streptophyta; Magnoliopsida; Poales; Poaceae.
AUGCCGUUGCCAGGCGAGGGGGGAAGCCGGGACGGCCAGUCGUCCAACGCGGGGCCGUCGGCGGGGGCGGCAUCUGCGGUUCUGGAACCGCACCUUGGUCUGCUUGGGCCUGAUUCGGCGCCCGAAGACCACGCGGCGGCCCCGCCACCUACGGGCGCCGCCGAGAGCCAGGGACGGCCUGAGGCACCGAGGCCGACGCCAGCCCCUGAGCCGAGCGCGCCUAAGCCAAGUGCACCGGCCGAGCCAGGGCUGGCAAGCACGGCGGCGGAGUCGGGGCUGACGGGCGCGGCGGCGGUGCCGGGGCCGGCGGAGCUGGGGCCGGCGGACGUGGCGGCCGAGACGGGGCCAGCGGAUGCGGCGGCCGAGACAGAGAUGCAGCUACCGCCCGAGCGUCCGGCGGCGUCCGAGCCCACCCCAAGCGCGCUGAGCGCGGGGCGCGAGAGGCGGAGCGCGCCGCUCUGGCCACGGAAAGAGCGCGCCGCUCUGGCCACGGAAAGAGCGCAGCUCGCCGCGGCUUGGCGCGUUUUUGACUCUCGCCUUGCCGCGGCGCGCGCCGCCAACGAGGAUGAGCAGCGCGCCAUGGAGGAGGGCCGGAAGGCCUUGGAGGAGGCCCGCGCGGAGGUCGUGCGGGAGCAGAAGGCUCUGGAGGACACCCGCGCGGAAUUCGCACGGGAGCGGGAAGACACCGCCCGCCUGGCCGAGCCGAUUUUUUUUUCUUUCCUCCACCGCACGUUGCACUUGCGUGCUCCUGUUCCGCCGGCUCGGAUCACCGUCGUUCCAUCGGUUGCCGUCGGCGUCCGCCCCGCCGCUGCUGCAAUUGCGCCACCGCCGGACCCCGCAGUCCCGCCGCCGCUCGAUUUGCGUCGCUGCUGGACGUCGACGGGCUCCCCCGCCGCCGACCUCGCUUCGCGCCGCCCCGACGCCACCGAAAGCGCGCCGCCACCCUCUCCAGUCCAGCCGCCGCCUUCUUCGCACCGCCGCCGCCCGAUUUGCGCCGCUGCGGAUCUCAGCCCCGCCGACGGUGGCUCGCCUUCCGCUGUCAGUCGCCGAAACUCGCUGGAACUCCGCUGUCAGUCGCCGGAACUCGCCCUCCGCCGCCAGUCGCCAGAAUCUACCGCUGUCGGGGACUCGCCCUCCGCCGCCAAUCGCCGGACUCCACCGCCCUCCCCUGCUGGCGCCGUGUCUCUGCUCCUCUCUCUCUUGCGGUGCCACGGAUGUUUAGCACUGUUGAACAGAGCCGCUAGCACCAGCAGAGGGAAGAGGUAA